Messenger RNA from Pocillopora damicornis (cauliflower coral), 1489 nucleotides. RefSeq lists its product as uncharacterized. The record is from RefSeq and is a predicted model, not a curated record. NCBI's taxonomy places the organism in Eukaryota, Metazoa, Cnidaria, Anthozoa, Scleractinia, Pocilloporidae.
UGGUAUGCUCGAUUGUAGCUCCCAAGGCCUUCCAGAAGCUUGAUACUUUUUUCGGGCAUUAGUUUCACGCUGUUCUCGAUUAAAGUCUUCAGAGGGGUGAAAUUGUAGAGAAAAGUAUGACUUCCAGCGUAGAAAACGAUCCAGAUGCUUUGAAGAUUUGCCCAUAUGACCCGGUCCACAAAGUGAAGGCAAAGAGAUUUCCUUACCAUUUGGAGAAAUGUCGAAAGCAAUAUGCAAGUGCAGGAUGGACACAGUGCCCCUUUUUUGCUCGACAUGAAAUUCGUGUUGAGGAGUUAGAAUAUCACACUUCCAUUUGUGAAUACAAGGAUAUGAUCAGACAAGACAUUGAGGAAGUUUACCUUCAGUCAAUUGUGGAGGAGAAGAGAUUACAACAACCACAGCCAACCCAAGCAGUACUACCUGAUGAAACUGAGGAUUGGGAAAUAGAGGCUGAUAGGCAACCAUUUUCAAUCCUUGCUCCUGAGCCACAAGCUGACUCUACCGAUGGAUAUGACGUUUUGCAGGUGAUUCAAGUUGUACAAGCCCAGGCUCAUGCUAAACCUAAACUUAUGGAGACCUCAGGCAUGACAGCCGCACAGAAGAAAAACUUUAAAAGAGCACAGAAAAGACAUGAACGACGAGAAGCUGAAAGGGUCAAUCAAGAACCUGAAAUGACAAAUGAAGAGAGGGUACAGGCCUUAGCAAAACAGUACAGUUUACUUAGCACUUCAGGUAGUUUCAUUGACUUUGUCAGUAUCCUGAAUCUAUACUGUCAAAAAAACAAAAUCAAUCUUCCCAAAUAUAGUGAAGCACCUGGAGUUGAUGGAGGCUUUGGGGCACAAUGUUUUGUGAAGGGUCAGAUAUUUAAAUCCAUGAAGUACUGUUCAACUAAGAAAGAAGCGCGUCAUGAUGCUGCCAUGCAUGCUGUGCUGGGUCUCAACAUUCCUGUGGUUGACCCAACACCCAACAAACCAAUGGCUGUAAGAAGUGCCACUGACCAUCAGAAGCUCAGAGAAACUCAUGAGUUACAGCUUCUAAAAGAGGCGGGGCAGGCACCACCCAAAGGGAGGGGCAGACCAACUGUGCAGCAGUCUGUGUGUUCCUUUUCCACCCAAGCUACUGGUCCACCCAUGUCACAGCAACCACCACAGAAUAUGGCAGCUAAUAAGUUUACUGAGGUUACUGGGGUAAUAGAAGGAACAGAAAAUGAUGACUGGACAACCGUAGGUGGGAAAGGGUUGAAGAAUCCAGUCUAUCAGCACUCCCUUAAAAUGGCAGGGCGUGGAAGGGGUAUGUCAAGGCGGUGACAAAUAUCAACUAUGGCAUCUCAUUGGCAGAGACUGAAAUCCUGACCAACGGAUUCUUCUGUGUCCUCCCUUCAAUAACUGUUGUUUUCGACUAGGGAGUAAGGUUGUAGUUCCUUGAUCUGUCAUGCAUUAUUCCCACAAUUCUCUCAAGGUGGGUGUGCUAGACCUUUGUUCCACUAGAA